Molecule: messenger RNA, 3794 nt
Organism: Conger conger (European conger)
Lineage: Eukaryota; Metazoa; Chordata; Actinopteri; Anguilliformes; Congridae
Product: la-related protein 6-like
Exons: 3
Coding region: 1-2052 (683 amino acids)
Biological process (GO): RNA processing
Cellular component (GO): nucleus
Molecular function (GO): mRNA binding
Source: RefSeq, a predicted model, not a curated record
AUGCACGAAAUAACCAAUGCGUUUCUCCACUAUUUAUCCCUUCUUAUGCCUCCCUCUUGGCUUCAGUUCGGUUUUUGCUGGUGGGUUGGGGAUGAGUGUGGAAAAACUGCAUGGCCCAAUCCCAGAGCUCGUUUCAAAAGGACAAAGCCUUUUACAGAUCAGGAAGUAAGAGCGCAAGAUCCUUCCACCUCCACUUCCCCUGUUCAGAGUUGCGUCUCGCUAGCUGCUAGCCCCACGCUUCCCCAGGGGUCUCCGUGGGGCAGAAUCUGGCAAGCUGUGGAGCGCAACUUUUGGGAUCCAUUCGCUAUCCAACAGCGCUGGUGCCAAAAUCGUCAGCUUCCACAUCAUCAAACGAGUACUGGGAAAAGCGACACUGUGUCUGAAAAAGAGCUGAGUGUAAUCGUUUCUGAAGAGGAGGGAAGGAACGAGCGGGGAAGGGAAGCUGUCUUUUCGGGCAUGAGCGCGGUGAUGGAGCUGCCCAGCUCGCUUGAUUCCUUGUCGGAUUCGGCAAGACUGACAGGAAACGGGAGGGUCAUGGAUCGACAGGUACAGGAGAUGGGGACCCAAGUAACAAUAACUGUAGCUAUUGAGGCUGCGGAAGACGAAGACCCUUCGGAAGUGCUUUCCUCAAACCACCUAGAUAUCCACGGGGGCAGCUGUAGUGAAGACGACGUGGGGAGACACGAUAAAUCCAGUGGAGCAGGCACCAGCGGUGGGGAGCUGGAGGAGGAGAGCUGGCAGCCCCCGGACCCUGAUCUGACGCAGAAGCUUGUGGCCCAGAUUGAAUUCUACCUUUCAGACGAGAAUCUGGAGCACGACGCCUUCUUGCUGAAACACGUCCGCCGCAACAAGAUGGGCUACGUCAGCGUCAAGCUGCUGACCUCUUUCAAGAAGGUGAAGCACUUCACGCGGGACUGGCGAACGACGGCGUACGCGCUGAGGCAGUCGACGCUGCUGGAGCUGAACGACGAGGGGCGGAAGGUGCGUCGGCGGGUGCUGGUGCCCGUGUUCGCCAGCGAGAGCCAGCCCAGCCGCAUGCUGCUGCUCAGCGACCUCCAGCACUGGCCCGAGCUGGGCCUGGCCCAGAGGGCCGGGGGCCCCGCCGGGGAUUCUGGGAUGGGGCCGGAGGCCGGGGAGAGUGGCGUCGGGGGCACCUCGGGCGGGGCGGCGCAGCAGGAGCGCCUCAUGGAGGCGCUCCUCAAAGCUUUCGGUACGUUCGGCCCCAUCGCUUCGGUGCGGGUGCUGAAGCCUGGGAAGGACCUGCCGUCUGACCUGAAGAAGCUCAGCGGCCGCUACGCCCAGCUGGGCACGGAGGAGUGCGCCAUCGUGGAGUUCGAGGAGGUGGAGGCCACCAUCAGAGCCCACCAAGCCAUGGGGGGCGAGACGGAGGGCGGGGGAGGUGUCCGAGGACUGAAGGUGGUGCUGAUCGGGACGAAGCCCCCAAAGAAGAAGGUCCCCAAAGACCGGCCGCGGGAGGAGGGGGCCAUGCGGAAGAGCCGCUCCCUGAACAGCCGCGUGCGGGAGCUGCAGUACCUGGGGGACGACUCGGCCUGCAGCUCCUCCGACACGGAGAGCAACCCCACCUCCCCCCGGGUGGCCCGCAAGGUCCGGUCCACCACCAACAAGCUGAGCCCCACGGGCGGAGGGGUGGCCUACCAGCAGAACAACCACCUGAGCCCCGGCGUCUCUCCCCGCUCCAGCCCCUGGUCAAGCCCCCGAGCCAGCCCCUGCUCCCAGAGGAAGUCCCCGCACGCCCAGAAGUCGCCCCUGGCCAGCGAGGGCAGGCUGAGCCCGGAGUCGGGCCGGCGCUGGGCGGACUACUCCUCGGACAGCAGUCUGACGCCGUCGGGCAGCCCCUGGGUGCAGCGCCGCAGGCAGGUGGCUUCCCAGGAGAGCAGCCCCGUCGGCAGCCCCAUGAUGGGCCGGAAGAUCCAGAACGCGGACGGCUUGCCCCCAGGGGUGGUGAGGCUCCCCCGGGGGCCGGAUGGGACCCGCGGUUUCCACUGUGCCUCGCUGGGACAGAGGGGUACUUCCGCAACUGCCCAAACCUGAUCUGGCCAUGCCGAGAGUACCUCGAUUCCCAGUGUCCUAAUUUCCAAGUCACCGUCCAGUACUACUGAGUGAUGACUAGACUCUAACCCCCAACCUCCUCUACCACUCUGCUUCUCUCACCAGACAGACCUGGGCCCUAUUUCAUACACCUCGCUAACUCCAUUAGCCUGAUUAGAUUGUAGAUAUUCAAAAUGUUCGGUUUCACAAAGGGACUUUCGCAAUUUAGAUGCGUUUGUUGCUGGGAAGACAGAGUAUUAAGCAAUUGCUUUGUUUUAAAUUAGGAGGAUAGCAUGUACAUAACUGAUAUAAAUCACCUGGUGAAAACACACUCAGACAGCAGAAAUGAGCUCAGCUUUUGUACGUGAGAUUCUUGUCGAUGAACAAGCCAAAGAAGAGAGCAUUUAGAAGGGAACAUGUUUUUUUAGAACGAGACCUUUUAACGCUAACGGGAAUUGUUUACCUCCAACAGUUAAUAGAAGUGCAUAUUGCAAAGCGAAGCAAGCCCUGCAGAUACUGUAUUUCACUCUCUAACAGCCACAUUUUAAAAUGUUUUUGAUGAUGCUGAAAAUAUAAUAAACUUUAUUUGUCCACUUGUUGCAUACAUACAUGUAAUGUACAGUGCACUAACAAAUAAAUAUUUCCAUAGCGUUCCCAAAUGUCCAGUGAGGUCAACCACUUGUCCAAUAAGGUGUACAAGUUAUUGGUCAUGAAUUUAUGAUUUUAUUCAUACGGAUACUUUGACUUACUGCACGCAGUUAUCCGAGAUGAUUCAAUGCAACAUUGACUAAUAGAAUCGUAGUUAAAAUGGAAUAAGGCCAAACUUAAUUCAUCAGAUAAUUUGACACGAGAUGCGUCAGAUUAUCCUCGAUUGCUCAAGCGACAUGUAUGUAAUAGGGCCAAGUAAUAGGGCCGAGAUGAGAAUUUUGUUUGAAUGCAAGGUUUGCCUUGUAUUUUUGUUUCUUUUCAAAGCUAUUGGUGUGUUUAUACAUGGUUACACUUGAUUUGAUACUGUUGGGAAUUGAUUUUAUAAGCUAUGCUUUGAAACUGUUACUUCUGUCCGAGAACUUUGUUCUGAUUUCUGAGAAAUCCCAACUUAAGUUUGAAUUUGUUUUUGUUUGAUGGCAAACUGCACACAGCAAUGGAAAACGCAUCUCUGUCAGUUGUGUGAUCUUCCUGGAAUGGGGUGGGGAGUGUAAUCGAUUUCCUUAAGCUUUUGUUUAAGAACAGUGUCUUGAGUACUAUAUUGUGUGUUUACAGAAACAAACCGGCCUGAGGCACUUGUUAGUGGAUUUUGUAAAAGUGUUUGAAAAUGUAAAUCUUGUAUUCCGUUUCACCAUAGGCCUUUUGUCGUUUGUAAUUUUUUGGAUUAUUCACAAUAUAAACAAACUGACAUACUAUCACUUGUGGCCAUGGUUAUCUCUUUGUUUGCCUAUUACAGUAGAACCAUGUUUUUGACUGUAAUUGUUUUAGUUUUCUUUCCCCCUACUAAUGUUUCCCUGUAGCAGUUUAGUGAAUAAAAAUUGUAUAUUUAUGGAUCACUGUUCAAGGGGAAGUGCUCUUGCUGGAAGAAAGUGAGGUUUCACAGCGUUUCCUGUGAAUGUGACCUACACAUGGGUAUAUGAGUGUGAUGAGGGAUAGGGGGGGUCAGCUUUGACAUCUGCCUCAACUGUGAGGGGGUACUGAAAUGCAUAGUGUAUUUUCUUGUUGUACAAAUAAAGCACUAAAUACGGCAUUUCAUCUGA